Molecule: messenger RNA, 4302 nt
Organism: Plectropomus leopardus (leopard coralgrouper)
Lineage: Eukaryota; Metazoa; Chordata; Actinopteri; Perciformes; Serranidae
Source: RefSeq, a predicted model, not a curated record
GGAAGUUGGCAGCUGGGGCCACCGGAAGUUAGUGCAGUCCGUCCUUUGCCCGCAGAAUCAGAGGGAGCUAACGAUUAGAAAGUAUUCCCUUUGGUGAUCAGAUUGUGAAAUAUCUUCAGCUGAAAUGAGUGCUGCUGUACCCAACCAUCGAAGGACCAAGCCUGGUGGUAUAAAGACCGGGGUUGUGACCAGCGGCGUGACAGGACCGACCUCCCAGAUUCCCGGUCUGUCCCAGACCGCGGAUGAAUCCACACCAGUGGAGAGGAUCAGCGGGCGGCGAGUUGGGAUCUUUGAGUCGGACUCGGACUACGUCAAGCUCGCAAAAGGAGGAGGGCACAAAGGGCUGCUGAGUCAUGAUUCAGAUUCUGAUGACAAACCCAAGAAGCCGUACAAUCCGCCCAACUGGUUUGGAAGUGACGACUCAAAAAGCGGAAGCAAAACACCGUCUCCCGACGGCGUGAUGAAGGCGGGCUUGCAGCCUCUGGCUGCGCCGUUUGGCACUGAUAACUGUUCGUCCUGGGAAAGAGACGAUAGAUUUUCCCCCGAUAAAGACAAGAUGUCUCCUGACGGCAUUGCCAAUGAGAUCGAAGGUCUGGUGGUGACCAGCAAAUACAAGAGAACGUCUUAUGAGAAGAAGGCUCCUCCGGUCAGCAUGUCCAAGCUGCUGAGUCAUGGCUACGUCGAGGAGAAGAAGAAGUCUCCCAAUGACGAUGAUGCCUCAAGUGUGACCUCAGAACAGACCAGCACCAUCGCGACGGAGGACGUGGACGACCUGGAGUAGAGCAAACAGGUUCUGAUCAUGAGGGAAAGGGUGUCGUCCUCACACUGGUUCAUGGUUUCCACAAAAUCCGCGAACACGCCACUUCACCCCUUUCGGAUUCACAUUUAUUGUACAUCCACUGACUGUUAGGUUUUGUACUCAUGUUUAUGCAAAGGUUCUGUCCUCUAUUUAUUUGCUCUGAUUUUUAAAAAAAAAAAAGAAGUCACACGGAUUUUGUUGAGUAGACGUGUUGGUGCUCGCGGUAGCUUUUAUUUCUUUAUCGUCGUAUCUCGAUUUGAAAGACGAGUUGUGCGCAGGGCAGGAAACUAACCAAAUUUGGGUUUAAAUCCAAUGUGGAGACCUGUUUGUCUUAGUUUCCCUCCCUGGUUGUAUGAAGAUCGAGUUAGUGAAUUUUGAAGUGUUUGUGCUAAUGAAAUGUGGUUCCAGUGAUGUGAAAUAUUAUUUGUUUCGAUCAAGGGCUCCUGCUCUCUGAAGGGAAUUUGGAGGUUUGUGUGUUUUCGGCUGCGGGGGUGGAAACGAUCAUGCGUUGAGACAGCCACCCUGCAGCUGUGACCACACGCCAAAGUGCAUACUGAUGGCCACUGCCGCCAUAGAGGGCCAAAAACGAUUCUUUUUUAGGUUGCUGCUCUGCAAAAGGUUGCCCUCCUCUAUUAUUACCAGCAUAACUCUGUUGUUUUUCAGUCAAAAUAGAGAAAAAUGCCUCGUUUUACUGCGCAAGCUGCAUUUUAGCCUAAUAAUCAAAGAAAAAGCUGACUCAAAAGCCUAAUAUUAAAGACUAAAUUAAUUUAAGUGAUGUUUACAAGUCUCCUUAAGAUCUUGAAUAGUAUCAGGUGCUGCAAGAUCAAUUUUGUUGUCCGUGUUUAUUAUUAGGAAGCUCACCAGUAAAUCGGAGCCAAAUGUUUGAUGCCAGUCCAACUGUGUCAGAAGCUUGCCAGUGAUAAAGCUGAAUUCGCUCUUUUCUGCAUGUUAAAGCCCGGCAUUGCAUUUUCACUCGGCUUAAUAAACCCAAUAACUCAAGCAACAACAGAUAAAGCAUUCUGGGAAAUUUAGGGGGGGGUCGGCCACCUUCAGCAGGCUGCCAAGCUGAAAGUCCAGUGUAAUUCCCUGUGAAGAUUAACGCAGACGAGUUUUUAAAAGUGAGUUCUGAACGUGCCAACCAAGCAGUUUUUCCCUGCUCAUGCAGUGUUUUGACUUCGUAGACACCAGUAGGAGAACGUAGUGUUAGUGCACUGCCUGAUCACCCCGAACCCGCCAUCUCAUGACGUGUUUAUCCCGCUGAUGGGAGUUUAUUCUGUUCAGAGCAAAGACGUGAUUACUGCAGCAGCAUCUCUGCAUGUGAAAACUUUGCUUUUUUUCGUAAAACAUACGAACGAAUAGUGGGCUGUCAUACAUCCGUCAUAAUCUUUCUUCGUAAAACAGCCAGCGGAAACAACUGAAAGCGCUGUAGUCUGCGUGCCGGGACUGAAGUUGCUGGUGUAACUUUGUAAGACACUACGCACAUGAGCGAAACGUGGCCGUGAUUUCACCGUUCUCACGGGAUCUGUUUACAUGGCGACAGAAAGUGUUGCAUUUUCCCCAAAAAAUUACAAUCUGGAUCCCUGUUUCAGUAGUUUUUAGGCCCCCAAACACCGUUGUCGUGUGAACUAAAGGCCAAACUGCAACAAAAUUUCAUGUUUCAUGUAAGAACCGUUGCUGUGUGAACGGCUGUCUUUUGAAAGGUCAUUUUAUUUGUGGAAAAUCCUCAGCAGCUAUUGAGGUGAAAUUAAGAACCGCAUGAUAAGAAACAAAAAGAAAUCCAAAAUCAGGAAUUUUGUUGCAGCAAUGCCAAGUGAUUUACAAUAAAAUUAAAACCAGCUUUAAUGCGUUAUAACACAAAAGUAAAAUAAAAACUGGUGUAAGAUGCCACCACGUGUUUGAAUCAAAUGCAAGUAAUCGUCCAGAACCGCUGGGUUGAGAUUAUGCGUCAUCAUUUACUGUUGCAUACAUUUACCCCGUGUCUCGGCCACAAAUGUCAUGUCAGCGUCGGAUUUGCGUGUCGAUGUUCGUGCGACUCCGAAGUGACCGUCUAUAAUGUUCAGCAGCAAAGAAGCAGCCAAGCUUAAUGUCCAGUGUGCCGUUUUUUACCCACUUCAUGUGCGUACAUCCAAGGCCUGUCCUCAUUAUUUUGACGUUUAUGUGACGAGAAUCUCACACGAGCGUUUCCUCCCCAUAAUCCUGUUGGUGAAGUUUGAGAGGACGAAGAAAUCUUGAUUUGUAUACCGUUCACAAAAUGCUUUUCACACUAAGAUAAUGAUUACAUAAUACAUGCCAUCAGAAGCAAUAAAGAUCAAAGAGCAAGAAAAACAGUAAUGAAAAAAUGAAGAAUUAAAAUGAUAAAACUAAACCCUAAAUGAGUAGUUUUGUUACCCAAACGUAACCAAAUUUGUCUGAAGCGUUACAGCGGCCGUGAUAACAUUUCAAACUGGUGAGAUUCUCCAUUAAUCCUGAAGCUUCUUCAUCUCUCCGUCUUUCCUUCUUGAAAACAAUUACACAAAGUCUUAAAAAGCAUUUAAUUUGGAUCUAUAAACAACAAAAAAAACAUGUAAUUAUUAUUUAAAAAAUUUGGUAUGCGGUCAAAUGUUUCGGGAGAUGUGAUAGGCCUGGAAGUUAAACUUGAAUUAAUUUGAGAGGAUAUUUUUUUCUUUUUUAUUUUUAGCACACAUGUCUACUUUGUGCCAUUUAUGCAGUUUGCAUUAGUGUAAUUGAUUACUUUAAAUUAGGAAUUAUUGCACCAUCGUUCUUACUGGUUUCGAGCAUAUUUUGACGCUCCAGUAUGAUCAUGAAACCGGUAUUAAAUUUCAAUUUAUGAGGUAUUAAUUAUAUCUUAAAAUGUCAUAAAUUUCAGUCGUUGAAAUCUUUAAGCAGAAAGGUGUCUUUUUAAGCUCUUUCACACCGUUUUUGUUUUAUUUUUCGCUCUUCGCUCUGUGUCAGGUUUAGUUUAGAGCUCGGCUGCAGCAGACGGUGGCGACUCCUCCACCUCUUCGUCUUAUAUUUGUUUGCAGAAUUAGUUUUGACUGUCAGGACGUCUCAAAAACAGCUAAUGGAUUUCUGUGACAUUUGAUGGACAGUUCAGCCUUGAGUCAUUUAACAGUUUUAAUAUUUUCGCCGUAACUGUGAACCUGCUGGUGACAGUGAAAGCCUAAUCCUACAGGGACAUUAGUCGGGGCGGAGAAAAUGCUCUUAAAAAUGAAAAAGACAGGAGUGAUUUAGGGUGUAACGGCGAGAUUAAAGCUGCGAGUUUGUCCCAGUAAAUCCAACACAUUCGUCACCUGCGUCUCGGAAAUGAUGCGGCAGUAACAGACUCUGAAAAGAAUUUGCUCUUACGAGAGAUGUGUCAUGUUCAACACAGCUGUAGGUAUGUCGCUUUUUUCCAACACUAUAUAUUUAAGCAUUAUUUAUCUGGUACGUGGUAUUUAAAAAGUGUUGUUCCAAAACUAGGCGCACUUUAUUUUAUUUUGCAAUAGAUAAAUGGCGAAUGUAUU